AUGAACAACGAGUUUGAGAGAGAGGUUGGUUUUAUCAAUAGUGAACCAUCGCUUGCCGAGUGCCUGACAUCCUUUCCUCCUGUUGGCGAGACAUUUCAAAGUUCAUCAAUCAAGAACUCGACGCUUUCACAUUCGACACUGAUUCCUCCUCCUUUUGAGCAGAGCUUCAGAAGCUUGGACCAUGGUAACACAAACCAAAAUGAGAAAACGCACACUUCAAAAAGCAUUGGUCGGGCCACGUUAGGGGACAAACCUCUGGAAUAUCCGUGGAUGAGAGAAAAGAAAAGCCACAAGAAAAAACCUGUCCAAGCAACGGGAUCAUUCUCAUCUUGUUCUUCUAAUGAAGAAAACGAAGAGGUUAAUGAGCCGGACAGUGGGAGCCCUUUUGACAGCUCCAGGAGACUACGAACCACUUACACCAACACUCAGUUGUUGGAGCUGGAAAAGGAGUUUCAUUAUAAUCGCUACCUUUGCAGACCACGGAGGGUAGAAAUCGCAGCUCUUCUCGAUCUAACAGAAAGGCAAGUCAAAGUCUGGUUUCAGAACAGACGCAUGAAACACAAGAGACAAACUCGAUUCAAACAAAGCCAAAACACCGAUUCAAAGCGCCAUUUUGCUAACAGUGUUAAUCAGAAUGGGUUUUCCACAAGAGGCUUUGCUGAGACACCUGUAAAUAAAACUUUGAAUUCGUUAGAGAGCGACAAAAAUGCUGAGCAAGAUAUUAGCGAUUCUGCUCAUCAAGAUACAUUAAGUGAUAUCAGCAGUGACCUGCUCACUGUUAUUGGCACUUCUCUGAUCUGCACCGAGGAAACCCAUUGUCAUUAUUUCCCCCAGAGCUCAGAUGAAACUGACUCCCUGCUACCUAUGCUGAAAAACUGCUCGGCUGGAACAAGUCCUAGCAGUCCUGAGAGUUUCAGCAUCCCAUCUCUGGAGGAUUUAGACAAAAUUACAAUCGAACCACGUCUAGAUCUGAUAGACGAAUUACCUCAACUAUCUUUGUUGGAAAACGAGGACACACUAGUUAUUCCAUCCAACGUAUUUGACUUUAUAAGUGACAAUUUUAACUCCACCGAUUUUCAGCAAUUGCAGUUUUAGAUCGACAUCCAAUUCACGCGCACAUAAGCACUGUUGAUAUUCUUUAACAGUGAUAAUUCCAAGAACUAUAUUACUAAAUGGAAAGUCAUGGCAUUUGUUACAUGCCUACAGAUCCUAGAAUUUAAGGAUCUCCUGCUCAUGUGUUCAUUCUGCUAUGAAUCAAAUGAAA
Hemiscyllium ocellatum (epaulette shark) is the source of this 1264-nucleotide messenger RNA. RefSeq names its product homeobox protein Hox-A2-like. Gene Ontology annotation, molecular function: DNA-binding transcription factor activity, RNA polymerase II-specific; DNA binding. Gene Ontology annotation, biological process: regulation of DNA-templated transcription. The record is from RefSeq and is a predicted model, not a curated record. Bases 1 to 1095 code for a protein of 364 amino acids. The transcript has 2 exons. Lineage: Eukaryota; Metazoa; Chordata; Chondrichthyes; Orectolobiformes; Hemiscylliidae.